Molecule: messenger RNA, 2151 nt
Organism: Homo sapiens (human)
Lineage: Eukaryota; Metazoa; Chordata; Mammalia; Primates; Hominidae
Gene: CGB7
Product: chorionic gonadotropin subunit beta 7
Exons: 5
Coding region: 1637-2134 (165 amino acids)
Biological process (GO): signaling; cell communication
Cellular component (GO): extracellular region
Molecular function (GO): hormone activity
Source: RefSeq, marked reviewed
AUCCACGCCAGGCCAGAAGGACCAGGGGCUGGAAACUCGCCUUCAGGGCUCCUAAGCUGCUGCGGAGCUAGACGGCGGGCUGUGGGUGGGGAGGAGACUAGAAUAUUCUGAGACGUGGUAGGGUGGGAGUUAGGAGAGGUAACCUGGAGUUGUUGCCCAAGAUGCAGCUCAGCUCCAGUGGCCACACCAAGAAGGCUUGAGACCGGGGGCAGAACCAGGGGGAUUUUGUGGUGGCUGGGGGCCUGCAUUUGAGUUCCUUGACCAGCAGGAGGGCUUGGAUUUAGGGAGGCUCUAAUCGCCUGCACGAAGAACCCCGCGCUGUCUGGCCCACCCUUCACAGUAUCCGACCGGGGCGUCCUGAACCGCCGCCAGCUCUAUCUGACCACCUCGGCGCGGGACUUUCGGUUCUAUCCCAAGACGGAGCCGUCCGGAUACCCCCGCAAGGACUACCUGACCUACUGGAGCUUAGAAGAGACGCCCCAACUCUGGAGUCACGACCCGCAGCGGCAGCCCUGUCUCUGCUCUUCCAGGCCGCCUCGAGCGCCGCACGGCGGGCCAUGUCUCCGGCUCAGGAAACCUACAGCUCCUCGCCGCACCCGCUCCGCCGGCUCGACCGCUUCCGCCCGCUGGAGGCGACUUGGGGUGGCCCCCACUGGAAGCCCCUGCCGGGCAUACACAGCGUCCCGAAAGCCUACAGCACCGAGAACUCCCGCUCAGGCCGCUGUAAGCCGGGGCUAGUGGGAGCCUGCCGGGCCAGCCCCACCCCAGACACGCCCCCUGGCGUGGGGGCGGAGCAGAGCUCUGGGCAGCCGCUCACUACGCGGUGUCGGACCUAGGUGGGCUCGCACUCAUUAAGUCUAUCCGCAGUGUGGGGACAGGACUAGCCCAGACACGCCCACUCAGCUGCGGCUGGAUCGCGGGGAAGGGACUAAGUCCAGACAAUGUCCUCCGAGGCUGCGGCCCCGCGGGCAGGACACACCUCCUGCGGGCCUAUUCAAUAAUCAGUUAAAUCACCUGAAGCACACGCAUUUCCGGGGACCGCUCCGGGCAUCCUGGCUUGAGGGUAGGGUGGGCGGAGGUUCCUAAGGGAGAGGUGGGGCUCGGGCUGAAUCCCUCGUUGGGGGGCAUCUGGGUCAAGUGGCUUCCCUGGCAGCACAGUCACGGGGAGACCCUCUCUCACUGGGCAGAAGCUAAGUCCGAAGCCGCGCCCCUCCUGUUAGGUUGGACUGUGGUGCAGGAAUGGCUCAAGUAGAGGAGGGUUGAGGCUUCAGUCCAGCACCUUUCUCGGGUCACGGCCUCCUCCUGGUUCCCAAGACCCCACCAUAGGCAGAGGCAGGCCUUCCUACACCCUACUCUCUGUGCCUCCAGCCUCGACUAGUCCCUAGCACUCGACGACUGAGUCUCAGAGGUCACUUCACCGUGGUCUCCGCCUCAUCCUUGGCGCUAGACCACUGAGGGGAGAGGACUGGGGUGCUCCGCUGAGCCACUCCUGUGCCUCCCUGGCCUUGUCUACUUCUCGCCCCCCGAAGGGUUAGUGUCCAGCUCACUCCAGCAUCCUACAACCUCCUGGUGGCCUUGACGCCCCCACAAACCCGAGGUAUAAAGCCAGGUACACCAGGCAGGGGACGCACCAAGGAUGGAGAUGUUCCAGGGGCUGCUGCUGUUGCUGCUGCUGAGCAUGGGCGGGACAUGGGCAUCCAGGGAGAUGCUUCGGCCACGGUGCCGCCCCAUCAAUGCCACCCUGGCUGUGGAGAAGGAGGGCUGCCCCGUGUGCAUCACCGUCAACACCACCAUCUGUGCCGGCUACUGCCCCACCAUGACCCGCGUGCUGCAGGGGGUCCUGCCGGCCCUGCCUCAGGUGGUGUGCAACUACCGCGAUGUGCGCUUCGAGUCCAUCCGGCUCCCUGGCUGCCCGCGCGGCGUGAACCCCGUGGUCUCCUACGCCGUGGCUCUCAGCUGUCAAUGUGCACUCUGCCGCCGCAGCACCACUGACUGCGGGGGUCCCAAGGACCACCCCUUGACCUGUGAUGACCCCCGCUUCCAGGCCUCCUCUUCCUCAAAGGCCCCUCCCCCCAGCCUUCCAAGUCCAUCCCGACUCCCGGGGCCCUCAGACACCCCGAUCCUCCCACAAUAAAGGCUUCUCAAUCCGCA